This is a messenger RNA of Larimichthys crocea (large yellow croaker), 5527 nucleotides long. It is a transcript of the gene egfra, whose product is annotated as epidermal growth factor receptor a (erythroblastic leukemia viral (v-erb-b) oncogene homolog, avian). The coding region runs from base 207 to 3797 and encodes 1196 amino acids. Gene Ontology annotation, cellular component: plasma membrane; signaling receptor complex; basal plasma membrane. Gene Ontology annotation, molecular function: ATP binding; epidermal growth factor receptor activity; epidermal growth factor binding. Lineage: Eukaryota; Metazoa; Chordata; Actinopteri; Sciaenidae. Gene Ontology annotation, biological process: protein phosphorylation; positive regulation of kinase activity; multicellular organism development. The record is from RefSeq and is a predicted model, not a curated record. The transcript is spliced from 28 exons.
CCUCUCGCUCCAUAAACUCGGACUACUGGAGAUAUCUGCGAGGAGGAGGAGCUGUCAAAGUUUCCCAGAGAAGGAAAAGUCUUUUUUUUUUUUAACUUAAGGAGAAAAAAAAAAAACUUCAAGAUUUCUAAAGUUUCCAUACAGCGGAAUAUCGCGCGUUGUUGGUAUGGAAUGACACCUUCUCUCCAGGAGCUUCAAAAAACACGAUGGCAACCCGCUUUUUGAAGUGGAUCGGUCUCACCUCUCUGCUCUGCUUGUGCUGCUGUGUUCUGGCGGAAGGGAAAGCAUGCCAAGGCUUCAGCAAUCGUUUGAACCUUCUGGCAUCCGGAGAGGACCAUUAUCAGAACAUGGUGAAGACAUACAGCAACUGCAGUGUGGUCCUGGAAAACCUGGAGAUCACUUACAUGGAGGAGCACCAUGACCUGUCCUUCCUCAGGUCUAUUGAAGAAGUGGGUGGCUAUGUCCUUAUUGGACUCAACACAGCACCAAGGAUUCCUCUGGAGAACCUGCGCAUCAUUCGAGGUCAUUCACUCUAUGAAAGAGAGUUUGCUCUCGCUGUGCUUGGCAAUUAUAACAAAAGUACAGGUCAGGGCACCAGUGAGCUUCUUCUAACCAGCCUGACAGAAAUUCUUAAAGGAGGUGUGAAGUUUUGGUCCAACCAGUUAUGCAAUGUGGAAACAAUACAGUGGGAUGACAUUGUCAGUGACCGAAAUCCCACCAUGAAGCUCCCAGUGGCCAGCUACAAUCCACUUUGUAAAAAAUGUGACUCCAGCUGCGUCAAUGGGUCAUGCUGGGCACCAGGUCCUCAAAACUGUCAGACCUUAACAAAGCUGAACUGUGCACAGCAGUGCUCUAAGAAAUGCAAAGGACCUUCACCCAGUGACUGCUGUAAUGAGCAUUGUGCUGCGGGCUGCACAGGACCGCGGCCCACCGACUGUCUGGCCUGUCGGGACUUCCAGGACGACGGGGUGUGUAAAGACGCCUGCCCAGGCCUUAUGCGCUAUGACCCCAACCUUCACCAGCUGGUACCGAACCCACUUGGAAAGUACAGCUUCGGGGCCACCUGUGUUAAGACCUGCCCACAUAACUACGUUGUGACUGAUCACGGAGCGUGCGUACGGACAUGCAGUGGUAACACAUACGAGGUGGAUGAGGGAGGAAUUAGGAAGUGCGCCAAGUGUCGCGGACUAUGCCCAAAAGUGUGUGAUGGACUUGGAACAGGACACUUGACUAACACCCUGUCUAUCAAUGCCACCAAUAUUGACUCCUUUAAAAAUUGCACCAUAAUCAAUGGCAACAUUGCUAUCAUCCACACAUCGAUUCAUGGGGAUAAAUAUACCAAAACACCAAAGAUGCAGCCUGCCCAGCUUGAAGUCUUUAAGACCGUAAAAGAAAUUUCUGGAUUCUUGUUGAUUCAAACGUGGCCAGAGAGCCUGAGCUCACUCAGUCCUUUUGAGAAUCUGGAGAUCAUUCGAGGACGAACUAAGCGUGGUAGCCACAGUCUGGCCGUAACUCAGCUCGGUAUUAACCACCUGGGCCUUCGCUCCCUCAAAGAAAUCAGCGAUGGAGAUGUGGUCAUCAUGAAAAACCAGAACCUGUGCUACAUCAAAAGCAGCCACUGGAAGGGACUCUUCAAAUCAGAAAGCCAAAGUGCUAAAAUAGGCGAAAAUGCUAAUGAAGCCACAUGUGCUAUGAGGAACAACACUUGUGAUAGGAAAUGUACCACAAGCGACUGCUGGGGUCCAGGCCCGGGCAUGUGUUUCGCCUGCCGUGACUAUAGCCGUGACGGAAACUGUGUUGACUCCUGCAACAUCCUGGAGGGAGAGCCGCGGGAGGCCGUCGUGAAUAAAAUCUGCGUGGAGUGUCAUCCCGAGUGUCAGAGCAUGAAUGGGACUGCAACCUGCAGUGCGCCUGGUUCUGAAAACUGUACAAAGUGUGCCAACUUCCAGGAUGGACUGUUCUGCGUGUCUCGAUGUCCCCAAGGCGUGCUAGGGGAGGAUGACAUGCUAGUGUGGAAAUACGCAGACGAGAGGAAAGUGUGCCAGCUAUGCCACAAAAACUGCACUCAAGGGUGCUCUGGUCCUGGUCUCCAGGGCUGCCAAAAUAAAAGCACUUCUGGUCUUUCCAUGAUUGCGGCUGGUGUAGUCGGAGGACUCCUCGCUGUUCUUAUUGCAGGCCUGUCAGUCUUCGUGUUGCUACGCCGACGCCACAUCAAGAGAAAGAGAACCAUGCGCAGGCUCCUCCAAGAAAGAGAGCUGGUUGAACCUUUGACUCCAAGUGGGGAGGCACCAAACCAAGCUCUGCUUCGGAUCCUGAAGGAACCUGAAUUUAAGAAAAUCAAAGUGCUGGGAUCAGGAGCUUUUGGUACAGUCUACAAGGGCCUGUGGGUUCCAGAGGGAGAAGAUGUGAAGAUCCCAGUGGCCAUUAAGGUUUUGAGAGAGGCCACAUCACCAAAAGCAAACAAAGAGAUCUUGGACGAGGCUUAUGUGAUGGCCAGCGUGGAACAUCCCCAUGUGUGUCGUCUGCUUGGCAUCUGCCUGACUUCCACGGUACAGCUCGUCACCCAGCUGAUGCCCUACGGCUGCCUGCUGGACUAUGUCAAAGAGAACAAAGACAAUAUCGGCUCCCAGUACCUGCUCAACUGGUGUGUGCAGAUAUCCAAGGGUAUGAACUACCUGGAGGAGCGCCACUUGGUACACCGUGACUUGGCAGCGAGAAAUGUCUUGGUGAAGACUCCGCAACAUGUCAAGAUCACCGACUUUGGUCUGGCCAAGCUCCUCAAUGCAGAUGAGAAAGAGUACCACGCAGACGGUGGAAAGGUACCAAUCAAAUGGAUGGCUCUUGAAUCUAUCCUGAACAGAACAUACACACAUCAGAGUGACGUGUGGAGUUAUGGUGUAACAGUUUGGGAGCUUAUGACCUUUGGGACCAAACCGUAUGAUGGGAUUCCAGCUAGUGAAAUAGCUGGUGUCCUGGAGAAGGGAGAGCGACUGCCUCAACCACCAAUCUGUACCAUAGAUGUCUACAUGAUCAUGGUGAAAUGUUGGAUGAUUGAUGCUGACAGCCGACCUCGUUUCCGGGAACUAAUAGCUGAGUUUACAAAGAUGGCUCGAGAUCCUUCUCGUUAUCUGGUCAUUCAGGGUGAUGACCGCAUGCACCUGCCGACUCCCUCAGACACUAAAUUGUACCGCAGCCUGAUCAGCGGGGAGGACAUGGAGGACGCUGUGGAUGCAGAUGAGUAUCUGGUCCCGCAACAUGGCUUCUUCAGCAGCCCGAGCACCUCCCGCACCCAGCUGCUUCACUCCACAAGCCUCAACAGUAGCAUUGGGACUUGCAACAGCAGAAAUGCUUUAUUGAAUGGAUUCCCAAGCAGAGAUGGAAGCAUCGUACUUCGUUAUAUCCCUGACCCCACCGACAAACAAUUAGAUGAGGCUUUCCAGCCAGCUCCAGACUACAUGAACCAGAAUGGAGUCUCAGAUAUGAUGAAUCCCAUCUAUCAGCACCCCGGUCCUCCUCGCACCAUCCUCCCCACCAUAUCUUCAGAAGAAGACACAGAAACGGAGUACCUGAACUGCUUUAAAAACGGGGCCAACGGACCAGAGUACCUGAACGAGGUCCCUACCCCUGCGAUCCUCCCAUUAACCUCCAACGGCACGGUCCACAGCAUUCAGAAAUACCAGCCCCAGAAUAGCAUAGACAACCCUGAUUAUCAACAGGAUUUCACUCCCACCUUCAAGACCCACACCAACGGACACAUACCAGCGGCAGAGAAUGCAGAGUACCUGGGCCCAGACUGAGGACUUAGUGGAUACAGACAAGAAAUAGACUGUUUUCUGUUCCAAUAAGUGAGGACAUUGAUGUCUUAGCUGGGAGAGCAUAGAUAAGUGGUACCAUCAAUAAUCAUAUAUGUUGUAUCCUGUCUUACAGAGUCAGGUGACACUUUGUGCAGCUUCCUGUGUUGUUUGCAUGCAGUCAUACUUUUCACGCAAAACCCCUCUCAUUCCAAAGAGUUUUUUUCUCACCACCAAACUAAAAUGACUCUUUCUUGACGAAAGCUGGACUGAGGUUGAUGCAUACAUGACUCAGUUGAUCUGAGAGUUGCUGUACCAGAUACAGACAUACAUAUUGUAACCCCUGUCAGAAAAGUGAGUCUCCAAAAGACUGCUAAUAAAAUGAUGCAAAUGUCUCCAUUUUGUAGGAGGCAGAAGCUCUAUUGCAAAGAACAGAAACUGGCAGCUUAACACCAAAACACAACCUAUGGUAAAUGUGCGAAACAUAAGUCAGAUACACAAUCAGUCAACGGUAUUGGUAUGUUGGGAUUCAAACACACAGUGGUGCUUUCACUUGACGCUGAUGUGAAGCCUCAGAACAUUCUUCUGUGGUGAAGUCAUGAUUUAAAAUGGAGGUUUUAAGAAUAAAAUGAUGGCUUGACUGUUGUAGUUGUGGCCUGACGACACUCAUCUUGAAGGAUGAGUUAAUGAGGAAACAUAAUGUUGCAAUGUAUAGAAUGUAUAUGGGAAUACUAUUGAAUUGUAGCAUUUAAAAUGUUACCUUUUAUUCUCUAUGACAGUUUUGUAUGUAUUACAAACUGCUUGCUGGAGUUUCCUGUGUCCCCUGAUGUGUGAUAUCACACUAACUAUGUAGAGAAUGUAAUGGUAAAUAUCGCAAAUGUGAUUGUGGUCGUAUUCACACUGCUGUGUUUUACAGUUUAAAACCUUCAGCACUCCUGUAGCAUGAAGCAUAUUUGUGUGAACCCACAAAGAUAGCUAAACUCUGAGCUCAGUAUGGCUUAGUUUGUGUACCGAGGAAGUUUGUUUUUCUUGACUUUGUGCAGACAGUAUUUUGCAACACUCCGACUGCACUCACAGCUAAUCAACUUUCUACUGAUCAAUAUGUUGACAUGACAGCAAAAAACUUCCAUCAGGAAAACCGCUGAGGGGUAAAAACCACCACUUCCAAAUACAUUUCAAUAAAGUUGUCACUAUUUUUAAUGUUUUUUCACUUGCUGGUUGAACUAUCUGAGGUCAUGUGAGUUUGAUUUUAGUAUUUCCCUGUAAAAAAAUGUUGUUUUAUUUGAUUUGACUCUAUGUCAAGUCACAAACCAAGAAUGUUUCUGAUGUUUGUGGUCUAAUGUAUCUAUAUUAUUACCUGGAGACUUUUUUUUUUUUUUUGUAACUAAAGUAUGGACCGUUGUUCCACACAGGGUGUUGACAUCAUAUCUAUGAAUCUGCUCCUAGCUUUAAAGUCUUGUAGUCUUGCAAGAGCAUUAACUUUUCCAUUAUUAUUCCUAGUUUUAAAGGAAUAUACUAUUGUAGCAGCCUGUACGCCUACUUUUGCAGAUUUUACACAGGUACAUGUACAGAAAGUAGUGAUUAUGCUUCAGUAUACCCCAAAAUAGUCACGUAUAAUUUAUACUCAGUACACAGUUUUGUUACAUCAUACAUGAUUAUGCACUUAAUCCUGAAUUGUAAUUAUUACAUUCAAAAGUGAACAUGAAUAAAUCUUCUUUUUUUUUUCUAUGGAAAAA